Penicillium verhagenii is the source of this 1254-nucleotide messenger RNA. RefSeq lists its product as uncharacterized. Lineage: Eukaryota; Fungi; Ascomycota; Eurotiomycetes; Eurotiales; Aspergillaceae. The transcript has a single exon. Bases 1 to 1254 code for a protein of 417 amino acids. The record is from RefSeq and is a predicted model, not a curated record.
AUGGACGAAUUCAUCACUAAUAUCAACCAGUUGAACCUGAGUCAAACUCAUCUUGACCUUCAAGAUGAGCUAGAUAUCAUCCACCAAGAACCAGCUCAUGCAACUGAAGACCUGUUUCCCAUUCAUCCUGGAAUUAGUCGAGUUUCCGAUACAAACAUACGAUCGUCCUCUAUAUCUAGCAAUUCGCCAACAUCCACAUCCAGCUCCUCUGCAUCUACUUCUACCAGCAACUCAUCCAACCCCACCGAAGUUUCCCCAUCACCACCCACAUUCCCCCCAAACAUCCUGAACACCCUACUAAACAGGCUUCUAACAGAACCCAGAUACCUCACUCACCCCAACUUGUGCCACAUCCGGCAAAUCACCCGAACAACAGACGCAGCCGCCGCCUUCGUAGGAAACUUCCUCUACAACAACCGACGCUUCCACCGCGAACUAGAAACCGCCUUCCUGGGCCCAUACCGCGAUGCCCAGCGCGGCCGCCGCGUCCCGCUAAACAUGCUCGUUCCAAUCCUCGGCUGGCCAGACGAAGAACCAGACGUAAUCACCGGCGCCAUCCUGGACGAUUGUCCCGGGUGCUUCGAAUGGAUCCGAAGACGACUCCCCCGCAUGGACUGUUACGGCUGCAAUCUGUUUGGGUGGACAUACGUCGCUAUCGCGGUAUACGCGCGCUCGAUCGGCAUCCUAGAGUAUCUUUUCGCGUGGGACAAGCCCGUCGGCGCAAUGGAUGCGGUCCUGCGUAUGCGGGCGAAUGCGUUCCAGAUGUCUGAUGGCCCGACGCCUGUGGCGCUUGCUGUUAGGGAAGGGGAUGUGGGGUUCUUAGAGUUUCUGUUGGAUUUGUGGGAGCCUUGUGUUGCGAGGAGUAUUGGGCGGGAGAGGACCGGGGGGCAUCGGGAGGGUCCGAGAAGGCGGAAUUGUCUUUCGGGGAUCGAGGGGUAUUUUCUUUGUACCUUUGUUACGGGGGAGUUGGCGUGGAGACUUGCGGGUGUUGGCUUGCCUAUUUAUGAUACGGUGCUUUCAGGUUUGGAUGUGGGACGGUCUCGGUCUGGUUUUACUAGGCUUGCGACGGCGUGGCAUGCUGCUGUUUUUAAUGGACCGGGCUUUUUGGAGUAUUUGGAGGCGCACUCGAGUGUUUCGAAGCUUGAUCUGGAUGCUAAUGGUGAAUCUCCGCUUCAUUAUGCAAAGCGAGCUAAUAGAGAUGAUUCUGUCAUUUGGUUGAGGCAACACGGUGGUGUACCUGGAAGAUCCUACUAG